AAGCUCGCUUCUUAAACUGGGCGUGUAGCGUCACUUUAAAAUAGAAAGCUAUGUUUUUUUUCUAGCAUUCGGAUCUUCUAACUAGGAGCGUUAACUGCGACGGUCACAAUUCAACACAUAGCACCAAAUUUCUUCACAGAAGACAGCACUGCUGAAGGGUCGGUGACCUCCGCACAGAUGGCCCUGGAGGAGCGGGCACGGAGCAGCUUGAUGCGCUUUCACCACCAACUGGAGCAGGACAUCAAGCCCCAGUUCCUUAUGGACCACAUGAUCAGUGAUGGUGUGAUGACAGUGGAUGAGGAGGAGAAGAUCAGGAUUCAGCCCACCAGAAAAGACCAAGCUGCAGCGCUCAUUAAGCUUGUGCUGGAGAAAGACAAUCGUUGCUUCAUUUCCUUCUACAAUGCGCUGGUUAAGGAGGCAUAUGACGAUCUGGCAAGACUGCUGCAAAAAGACCUACCAGACGUGUCGGUGGAUGGAAAUAAAAGCUCUUUUGACAGUUUAUCUUAUGUCCAGCGUGUGCUCAGUGAAGGUGGAGUCCCGCAGAGGCCUGUGGUGUUUGUCAGUAGACCAGAGUUGCUGAAUAAGGUCAGGGAGAAACUUUAUUUGCUCCAGAAAGAUGCAGGUGGCUGGGUGACCGUGUUUGGCAUGGCUGGGUCAGGCAAGUCCGUGCUUGCAGCUGAGGCCGUCAGAGACCAUGGACUCAUAGAAGAAUGUUUCCCAGGGGGGGUUCAUUGGCUUUCCAUUGGUCAGCUGGAGAAACCAGACCUGCUGGUGAAGAUCCAGUCACUGUGUUUUCGUCUGGAGCAGAGCCAGGAUUCCCAGUCGAAUAUUCGGCCGCCCACAUCUCUCGAUGAAGCUAAGGAGCGCCUGCGCUUCCUGAUGCUGCGCAGGUAUCCCAGAUCUCUACUUAUCCUUGAUGACAUCUGGGACAGCUCAGUGCUUAAAGUGUUUGACAUUCACUGUCGGAUUCUUCUGACCACCAGAAAUCGAAGCCUCGCUGACUCUGUUAGCGGUCCAAAAUAUGAGGUGGAAGUAGAAAGUGGUCUGGAUGAUAAGAAGGCACUGGAGAUCCUGGCCCUGUACACAAAUAUGAGCUCAAACACGUUACCUGAGGAGGCUCGCAGCAUCGUCAGAGAAUGUAAAGGCUCUCCUCUGGUGGUGUCUCUGAUCGGCGCUCUGCUCAAAGAGAAACCCGACCGUUGGCCUUACUACCUCCGCCAGCUGCAGCAGAAGCAGUUUAAGCGCAUAAAGAAGUCAACAUCGUAUGACUAUCAUGCUUUGGAUCAGGCCAUGGCUGCAAGCAUCGAGGUUUUACCAGAUGAGCAUCGGGAGCUCUACAAAGACCUGACUGUGCUGGAAAAGGAUGUCAAGAUUCCUGCAAAGGUGCUGAGUGUUUUAUGGGAUCUGGAGCCAGAGGAGGUGGAGGACAUUCUCCAAGAAUUUGUCAACAAAUCUCUGCUUUUUGUAGACAGAAACUCUAAACCCCAUCUGUACUACCUUCAUGACCUGCAGCUGGACUUCCUGGUGGAGCAUUACCGAAAUCAAAUAGAGAGUCUCCACAGCAAGGUGGUGCACCAGUACCAGCAUCACUACAGAGAGGCUCCUCCCAUGUCUGGAGAUGAGGAAUGUCUGUACUGGAUCCGGUUUCUGACCUAUCACAUGGCUAAAGCCAAUUUGUCUCAGGAGCUCUACUCACUCAUGUUCUCGCUGGACUGGGUCUGCAUCAAGGCCAAGAUAAUGGGACCAGCCCAUCUCAUCAAUGACUACGUGGAAUAUGGACCCAUUCUGGACCAAGAGAACAGUGAAGUGCGAAGCCAGUUUCAGGAGUUUCUGUCUCUUAGCGGCCACCGCCUGGAGCAGCGUCCUUUCCCUGACGUGGUGCAGCUCGCUUUGUCUCAGCCACACUCCUCAGAGGUCUACAAACAAGCCCGGCAGCAGGCUCUGAACCGGGCUAAGAGUGGGAAGCUCUACUUUGAAUUAAUAAAUAAGAGCAGUGUGGAGAAUUUGUCCCGUUUGGUAAUUCACCCUCACCUGGGCUCCAUCUACUCCGCCUGCUUUUCUCACGACGGGACCAAAAUCGCUUCUUGUGGAGCAAGCAAGACGCUGAAGGUAUUUAAAAGCACCUCUGGUGAGAAACUCUCAGAGAUCCAGGCCCAUGAUGAAGAAGUCCUCUGCUGCGCCUUCUCCCCCGAUGACCGUCUUCUAGCAACCUGCUCAAGCGACAGGAAAGUCAAGUUGUGGAACAUACAGCAAGGCAAGCUACUGAGGGUCUUUGAAGAGCAUGAGGAGCAGGUCAACCACUGUGAAUUUACCAACACAACACGGCGCCUCCUACUGGCCACAUGCUCAAACGACAGCUUGUUAAAGAUUUGGAAUCUGAACAAGCCGUCCUCCCAGAACACACUGUUUGGUCACUCUGAGCCAGUGAACCACUGCUGUUUCUCCCCAGAUGAUAGUUAUCUGUCCACUUCGUCCAAUGACGGCACCGUUAAGUUGUUCCAGGUGUCAUCAGCCAAUGAAUGGAAGACGAUCGACGUGAAGAGCUUCUUUUCAGAAAGCGAAAAUGAGGAAGUGCUUGUCAAAUGCAGCACCUGGACCGGCGACGGGACACGCAUCAUAUGUGCCGCCAGAAAUGCAGUUUUGGUGUUUGAUGUCCAGACGUCAGACAUGUUGCUGGAGAUCAGGACUAAUCGUUUGAGCACGGUCCAAUACUGUCAUGCUUGUCCUACCAGUAACCUGCUGGCACUAGCAUUCUCUAAUUAUGCUGUGGAGCUGUGGGAUCUGGAAGAAAACAAAAAGAUGGCCGACUGCAGCGGCCACCUGAGCUGGGUCCAACGGGUUCAGUUCUCUAGUGACGGCUCACAGCUUCUCUCCUGCUCCGACGACCAGACAGUCAGGUUAUGGGAGACCAAGAAGGUCCACACGUCUUCAGCCAUCUGCCUGAAGAGAGAUUCAGAUGUUAUUUUUCAUGAUGAGGAAAUUAUCGUAUCGGCUGCAGACAACUGCAACAGACUGCAGGUGCGGGACGGCAGAACAGGAUCUGUUCUUUUCCAGUCGGAAGAGUUGCCAUCUAGGAUCCGAUGUACGUGUUUGUGCAGGAAUCCAUCCGCGGUGUUGCUUGGACAAGAGAAUGGAGAAUUGCAGGUGUUGGAGCUUCCCUCUGGGAAGCUUUUAGCCACUCUGCUGGGACACACUAAGACGGUGCUUCACUGCCAGUUCUGCCACGGCGGACAAACACUCAUCACCUCAUCCGAGGACGCCACCAUAAGGGUGUGGAGGUGGAAAUCAGGCGAGUGUAAAGUGCUUCAGGGUCACAAGGAGCAGGUCCGAUGUUUCUCUUUGCUCUCUGACUCAACAAAUGAAUCAAAGCUCCUCUCCUGGUCCUUUGAUGGAACUGUGAAGGUGUGGGACAUUGAGAGCGGGGAGAAACUGCAGGACAUGGAGGCUCAUCAGGGAGCUAUUCUGUCCUGUCACAUUUCGCCAGACGGAUGUCUCUUUGCAACCACCUCUGCUGACAAAACCACUAAGUUGUGGAGCUGCGAGUCCUGGCAGUGCGUCUUCACCCUGAGAGGUCAUCAUGAGUGUGUCCGAAGCUGCCGCUUCUCUUGGGAUAGCAAACGCCUUGCUACAGGAGACGACAACGGAGAGAUCCGGAUCUGGAGGGUCGAAGAUGGCUCUCUACUGAAGGUCUGUGCCCAGGAAAGUAAAGACGGCACGGAUUCUCUCCAUGGCGGUUGGGUGACUGAUCUGCACUUCUCCCCGAACAACUCUGUGCUCGUUUCGACUGGUGGCUACAUCAAGUGGUGGAACGUGGCGAGAGGGGAAGCCCUGCAGACUUUCUAUCCAUCAGGAAGUGCUCUGAAGAAAAUCCACGUGUCUCCUGACUUCUCCACCUUUGUCACCAUCGACAACAUCGGCAUUCUCUACAUCCUUAAGAGGGUGGCAUAAGGACACUACAACCAGAAUAAAUAAAUAAUAAAAAAACAUUUACCACUAUCCAUUAAAAUACUGUGUAGCAGCAACAGAGGGUUUGUUUCACCCUUCUCAUUCAGUCAGCCACUAGCCGUUUACAAUCAAAAAACACUUGACAAACUAUUGCAUUAAACACAAGCACUUAAAGUAGCUCUUUGGAGCUACAUGACUCUCCUGUUGUGAUUGGAGAUGCACUUAUCUGCAAUUUGUGUCCGUUUCCCAACUCUGGUUAUUUUUUUUCCACUGAGUCAGUUUUCCUUCUACAUAUUUUUACUUGCAAUCAAUAAUUAUUUAUAUUAGAAGUAGAAGGCUACUGAGUUAAAAUAAAAAAAUGUUUCUUUUGCAUCUUAUUCCAGCGAUUGGCAUGAUAAGCAUUGCUAAAUGUAAAUUUGUAAGUAAAUGAGAUUUUUUUUUUAAAAGGCAGCCAGUUUUAUGACAGAAAUUUAAGCAACUGCUGCUUGAGAUUAAUUUACUUCCCGGAGAUUCGACCAUAACUCCACAAUUUGGUCACAAAUUAGUGUUCUUCACCAUGCAGCAGCUUUUUGGGCCAAACAAACAGCUGUGAAAUAAAGAGAACUAUAAUUGGUACCUUCUCGAGUCAGAACUCUGAUAAACAGCACAGAUCCUUCUGUAAAUGAAUCAUUUUACUUUACAAUAGCUUCUAACAUAUCUGAACUUCAUCUGUGAAACAUAAUAUUUUACCUUCUGCUAUCACUUCUACACUAAAAAGUUUGAUCUAAACCCGUUAGCUCUUACCUGUGGUUCAUUCGCUGUUAAUACAAAUGUCAGGUUUUGAGUUUGCAGCCAAAAUUGAAUCUGAUUCUGAUCACCAGCAGAUUUCUAGGUGCGAUUUCAGAAAGUUCCUGAAACUGUGGAAGAAUAUUUGUAAGGCACUACAAUAAAUAAUAGGGCUUAAAUUCUAAAAUGAUAUAAGAAAAAAUAUGUAAGAUUGAUGCAGGUCUUUAACUGUGAAUAAUAAAUGUUAAUCAGUUUUGCAUUAAAUAGGCCGUGUUUGCAUGUGGUGUGGGGAAACUUGAUGUGAAAGCAAUCUUUAUGGCUUUUCUUUGCACGUCAUUAAACAUUUGACUGGAGAUUUUUUUUCCUUCAUGCUUUACUGCAUAAAUCUCUCCUGCAGCCAAGUCUUAAUGAGAAUUAUUACAGUGAAAAGAUCAUGUUUUAUACGACUUUUCUGCCUUUUCAAGUCAUCUAGCAUAUAGGAAACUUUUGGUGCAAUUUGAUAAGCAUUAAAUAUGAAUGGCAAGAUGAAGUUUUAAUGACUUAAAGAUUAAAAAUUGCAUCCAGUCAAAGCCGGCGAGAAUUUCUUUACUUGGAAAGUGUUUGUUCAUUUGAGUUUGGAUCAAAGGUAAACGUUUUAUGCUGGGAAAAAAAAAGUGAUUUAUAAUUUAUAACAAAGCUUUUCACUCGUGAUUUAUACUGUGCUUUUUUAUGUUUUUGACCAGUUUAUGUGAGCUCUGAAUCCCACUUUUAGUGCCUCUCUUUUUAUGUUUUUACUGCUGGAAAUUACAAUCUUUCAGGAAGCCUUUUCUAUAUCGUGACUUUUAGACUGUUCAACUUCCUACGAUAAGUGCUUUUUCUUAAAUGUCAUCGAGUUUGUUUCAAGCUUUUUUAUGAUAUCAAAUCUACUCCAUAUUGUUAAAAGUUGAAUAUCCACGUUUCCUGAUGAUGCUGUUGUCCUUUUCUGAAACCUUCCUGGUGUUUUGCAACUUUAAUCUGGGAAUUUUUUUUCAGUAUGUACCACAUAUAUUUCUACAACACCUUUUACUGGUAUGUUGCUGUAAGGAUGAUCUAUUAAGGAUUAAAUCAUAUUAAUUGUUCUUCUGGGUGCUUGUCUUCAUUGAGCUUUAAUGUCGGCAACAUUGACACGACUUCUGGCUUUUAACUGUCUUAAUUUUGAAUUUUGCAAAGACCGUGAUGGUUCAACUAUGAAAAUCUAAACUUUUCUACAGAGCCUGGAGGGCCAGUGGUACCAGAUAUAAGA
Molecule: messenger RNA, 5971 nt
Organism: Cyprinodon variegatus (sheepshead minnow)
Lineage: Eukaryota; Metazoa; Chordata; Actinopteri; Cyprinodontiformes; Cyprinodontidae
Gene: apaf1
Product: apoptotic peptidase activating factor 1
Exons: 27
Coding region: 178-3948 (1256 amino acids)
Biological process (GO): apoptotic signaling pathway; regulation of apoptotic process
Cellular component (GO): apoptosome
Molecular function (GO): protein binding; ADP binding
Source: RefSeq, a predicted model, not a curated record